UACACGGAAUUCUGUGAGAUCAUGUUGGCUGUAAACAAAGCAGACUUUAUUCCUUCUAUUGCUACUCAUGACCCUAACUGAGACUUGGAUCAAACCUCAGGACACUGCCACUCCUGCAGCUCUCUCCACUAAUUUCACUUUUUCCCACACUCCUCGCACAAUUGGGAGGGGUGGAGGUACGGGUCUCCUUAUUUCAAAUUAUUGGAAAUUUGAUCUUCUACCAUCUCUUACAGGCAACAGUUAAUUUGAAUCUCAUGCUAUUACUAUUACCCACCCUGUUAAAAUCCACGUUGUAGUUGUGUAUCGUCCCCCAGGUCAACUGGGUAACUUCUUGGAGGAGUUGGAUGUAUUGCUCUCAAACUUUCCUGAAGAUGGUACUCCUCUGGUACUGCUUGAUGACUUCAACAUCCACCUAGAAAAACCCCAGGCUGCUGACUUCAACACUCUUCUCACUUCAUUUGACCUCAAGCAAGUGUCUACUAUGGCUACUCACAAAUCAGGAAUCCUAAUCAACUCUAUGUACUGCAUUUGGCCACAGAUUCUCAUCCACAUCACAUCGUAUAUCAUCUAGGGCAAUACACCUAGGAAAUAAUCUUUUGGCAUGCCUGAUCCAUCCCUGGCAAUCUUCUGCUGAUACACUAUAUUGCCAGAAGUAUUGGGUCACCUCCUUCUAAUGAACAGAUCAUGUUUGUUGUUGUUGAGGAGAAUGUGCUGCUGCUGCAUUGAUUCUGCUGGAUCAGAAACCGCUGGAAACCUCACAGACACACACUGAACACAUCUACAGACCUGAGCUUGAUUCAUGGUAACAAACCAAAGGAAGAGGACAGCAGCUUUGCUGUGUCAGUCGUGGUAAAUACAGGAGCAUUCUUCAUGAAAAUGUGCGAGAGAAGCUUGCAAGGCAAGAUGAGGGGAAAAAAUGCUUGAAGAGGGAAAGAGCAAUGGCAGAAUCUUCACCAACAACAACAAAAGCAAGCUUGAAGAGGGAAAGAACGAUGGCAGAAUCUUCACCAACAUCAAAGAAAGCUAGAAAAAUCAGGAGACGGAGUAGCGAAGAACCUCCACACAUGUCAUCCUCCAGUGAUCCACUAACUGAGGUUCCAUGCUCGAUAUGUCUGGAGGUGUUCACUGAUCCAGUCACGACUCCAUGUGGACACAACUUCUGCAAGACCUGUCUGAAUAAACACUGGGACAACAGCCAGACCUACUGCUGUCCAUACUGUAAAGAAACAUUCAAGCAAAGACCUGAUCUCAAGAUUAAUACCACACUCCGAGAGCUCGUAGAUCACUGUAAAAAGAAAAGUUCUGAGAAAACAACUGACGUUCUGUGUGACAUCUGUGAGGAAAGAAAGCUGAAAGCCCUGAAGUCGUGUCUGGUGUGUCAGAGCUCCUACUGUCAAACUCAUCUGGAGCGUCAUUUGAGAGUGACAGGUUUGAAGAAACACAAACUGAUGGAUCCUGUGAGUAAUCUGGAGGACUAUAUGUGUCAGAAACACGAGAGACCUCUGGAGCUGUUCUGUAGAGAUGAUCAGACGUGUGUGUGUCAGACGUGUAAUGUCACAGACCACAAGAACCACAACUCUGUUUCUAUUGAAGAGACUGAGUUGAUGAUCCAAGACGUGCAGCAGAAGAUCCAAGACAGAAUCAAGAAGAUUCAAGACAUUAAAAACUCAGCAGAAGUCAGAAAAAGAAACACAGAGAAGGAGAAAGCAGCCCGUGUGGAGCUCUUCACUGAUCUCAUCCGCUCCAUUGAGAGAUGUCAGACUGAUCUGCUGGAGGAGAUGGAGGAGCAGCAGAAAGCAGCAGAGAAAGAUGAGCAAGAACUCAUUGGAGAGCUGGAGCGGGACAUCGCUGAGCUGAAGAUGAGAAACAAUAAACUGCAACAGAUUUCACGGACUGAAGAUGUCAUAACGAUUUACUCAUCUCUGCGCAGCCCUACAAAAACCAGUAACUGGUCUAAGAUCAGUAUGAAGACUCAUAAGAAUCUGAAGACUCUGAGGAGAGUUGUGACUCAACUGCAGGAAACUCUACAUGAGAAACUUACUCAAACUGAGCUGAAGUGGAUGCAGCAGUAUGCAGUGGAUGUAACUCUGGAUCCUGAUACAGCUCAUCCUCAACUCAUCCUGUCUGAUGAUAGAAAACAAGUGAGAUGUGGAGACAUUUGGCAGAAACUCCCAAACAACCCAGAGAGAUUUGAUCAUGGUCCAAAUAUACUGGGAAAUGAGAGAUUCUCCUCAAGGAGAUUUUAUUUUGAGGUGCAGGUGAAGGGAAAGACUAACUGGACUUUAGGAAUGGCCCAAGAAUCCAUUAAAAGGAAGGGAGAGAUCAGACUGAGACCGAAUAAUGGAUUUUGGACAGUGCAGCUGAGGAAUGGAGAUGAAUAUAAAGCCUGUGCUGGUCCCUCUGUCUCUCUGUCUCUGAGAGUGAAGCCGCAGCGGGUCGGUGUGUAUGUGGAUUAUGAGGAGGGUCUGGUCUCCUUUUAUGAUGUGGAGUCCAGCUCUCUUAUCUACUCUUUCACUGGUCAGUCUUUCACUGGGAAACUCUAUCCAUAUUUUGGCCCAUCCUUAAACUACGGAGGUGAAAACUCAACCCCACUGAUCAUCACACCUGUCCAUUACAGUGAAUGAAUUUAUAUCCCUGAUAUGAAAGAUAAAAAUAAUUUUGUGUAAAAAACAUUAUGUAUGUGGGAUGAAGGUUCUUUAUGGUUUGUUUUUCAGUUUCAGUUCCAUAAUUAUAUGUUUUUAAUCUAUGUAAUGUAAUGCUUGUGUAAUUCAUGACAUUUUCCCCAUCUUUACCUGACACCUGUAAUUUUCUGUAAAACAUUUACAUCAAAAUAAACCAAAAUAAUCUUAAUAAACUGUUGUA
Onychostoma macrolepis is the source of this 2862-nucleotide messenger RNA. Its product is annotated as E3 ubiquitin-protein ligase TRIM39-like. Lineage: Eukaryota; Metazoa; Chordata; Actinopteri; Cypriniformes; Cyprinidae. The transcript is spliced from 12 exons. The record is from RefSeq and is a predicted model, not a curated record. Gene Ontology annotation, molecular function: zinc ion binding; protein binding. Bases 939 to 2624 code for a protein of 561 amino acids.